CUGUCGCUAUCAGACCUGUUCAACGCCCUUGAUAGGGUAGCGACACAUGAUGGCCGAGUUCUGAUCAUGACCACGAACCACCCAGAAUGUUUGGACAGUGCGCUCAUACGACCUGGCCGUGCCGACUUGAAAAUCGAGCUUCCCCUCGCCGACAAGGAUGUAAUCUCUCGA
This is a messenger RNA of Pseudomassariella vexata, 171 nucleotides long. RefSeq lists its product as uncharacterized. Lineage: Eukaryota; Fungi; Ascomycota; Sordariomycetes; Amphisphaeriales; Pseudomassariaceae. The annotation marks the transcript as partial. The transcript has a single exon. Gene Ontology annotation, molecular function: ATP hydrolysis activity; ATP binding. The record is from RefSeq and is a predicted model, not a curated record.